Molecule: messenger RNA, 4762 nt
Organism: Dromiciops gliroides (monito del monte)
Lineage: Eukaryota; Metazoa; Chordata; Mammalia; Microbiotheria; Microbiotheriidae
Gene: SLC39A14
Product: solute carrier family 39 member 14
Exons: 10
Coding region: 218-1684 (488 amino acids)
Biological process (GO): zinc ion import across plasma membrane; intracellular zinc ion homeostasis
Cellular component (GO): membrane
Molecular function (GO): zinc ion transmembrane transporter activity
Source: RefSeq, a predicted model, not a curated record
GAGCUACCGCCGCCGCCGCUUGUCAUCGCCGCGGUCCCGGAGGGCCCAGCCGGUGCCGAGGAGCGCCGAGAAGCCGGGGCCACCGCCGCGGGAGCUGCAGGUGGUCUGUGGACCCUGAUGAAUAUCUGCGGGAGGACUGGAUGGUACCCCGAGCACCGAGAGCAGAAGAGGAGAGAGGCGGACACGUACGUCUCCGUCCGUGCUCCAUCUGGUCACCAUGAAGCUACACCGAGCCCCCCAGAGCCUCCUAUUAAUUCUGCUGUGCAUGCUGGGCACUGCUUCCAGAUCCAGUGGCUCAUCUCUCGGGCCACCAGCCAUCACUGCUGUCUCCUUCCUUCAAGACCUCAUGCAUCGCUAUGGUGAGGGGGAUACCCUCACCCUGCAGCAGCUGAAGGCCUUGCUCAACCGCCUUGACGUGGGGGUCGGACGAGAAAACAUCACCCAGCCACAAGUAGAACAGAGGAAUCUUUCAAGGUGCUUUAGCUCUGCAGACCUCUUUGCUGCCCACAAUUUCAGUGACCAGUCGAGGAUCGGCAAGCCUGAGUUCCAGGAAUUCUGUCCCACAAUCCUGCAGCAGCUGGACUCUCGAGCCUGCACCUUGGAGAACCAAGAGAAUGAGGAGGACGAGCAGACCGAGGAAGGGAAACCAAGUGCAGUGGAAGUGUGGGGCUUUGGUUUCCUCAGUGUGUCCCUGAUUAACGUGGCUUCUCUCCUGGGAGUUCUCAUCAUGCCCUGCACCAAGAAGACCUUUUUCAGCCGUGUCCUCACUUAUUUCAUCGCCCUGUCCAUUGGAACGCUGCUCUCUAAUGCACUCUUCCAGCUGAUCCCAGAGGCUUUUGGAUUCAACCCUCUAGAAGAUUAUUAUGUCUCAAAAUCAGCAGUGGUAUUUGGGGGCUUUUACCUCUUCUUCUUCACAGAGAAGAUAUUGAAAAUGCUUCUCAAACAGAAAGACGAGCAUCAACAUGGGCAUAGCCAUUAUGUCUCUGAGACUCUCCCUUCUAAGAAGGACCAGGAAGAGGGAGUGACUGAGAAGUUGCAGAAUGGAGACCUGGAUCACAUGAUACCACAGCACCUGAAUAGGGAUCUGGAGGGCAAGGCCCCAGGAAUGGAUGAGAAGGUCAUUGUAGGUUCUCUGUCUGUCCAGGACCUGCAGGCAUCCCAGAGUGCAUGUUAUUGGAUAAAAGGUGUCCGCUACUCUGACAUUGGCACAUUGGCCUGGAUGAUCACCCUGAGUGAUGGCCUCCACAACUUCAUUGAUGGCUUGGCCAUUGGCGCCUCAUUCACAGUGUCUGUUUUCCAAGGCAUCAGCACCUCAGUGGCCAUUCUCUGUGAGGAGUUUCCACAUGAGUUGGGCGACUUCGUCAUUUUGCUAAAUGCUGGAAUGAGCAUCCAACAGGCUCUCUUUUUCAACUUCCUCUCUGCCUGCUGCUGCUACCUGGGUCUGGCUUUUGGGAUUUUAGCUGGCAGUCACUUUUCUGCCAACUGGAUCUUUGCUCUGGCUGGGGGAAUGUUCCUAUAUAUUGCCCUGGCUGAUAUGUUCCCAGAGAUGAAUGAAGUUUGUCGAGAAGAUGAAAGGAGUGGCAGCGUCCUGAUUCCUUUUAUCAUCCAGAAUCUGGGCCUGCUCACAGGCUUCACCAUAAUGCUACUUCUCACUAUGUACUCAGGGCAAAUUCAAAUAGGGUAGUGCCAUGCCAUAAAUAGUGGGGCUAGCAGUGGGACACACUGGGGUACCCUGUCAACAGGUAGCACCGGCUUGAGGACUUGAUUUCAACAAAGCAUGAUGGAAGAGGCAUUUCUCUAAAAGGCUGUUCCGUGGACUCUAGUACCCCAUCUAAAUGUCAGAUCUCUCAAAAACACUGUAUGCUAGAAUAAACUUCCCUAGUAACUGGUUGCUAGGUAGUAGUACCUCCCACCCCUCUGCCCACUCUCUUUUCUUAAAGUGACUCUGGACCCUGAAAACAACAUAGAAGACAGACCCAGCUUCUCUCUUUGGCUACUUUCUGGUAUCUCUCAUGAGCAAGCACUGCAGGCAGUGAUACCGACAAACUCCAGAAUCUGUUUCCUCUCUGAUCCAGCACAUAUCCCAGACUCUAACACAAAACUGUAACUAGUUGUCAUGACUUGAUAUUAGGAGAUACAUCUGGACCUCACCGUGUCACUCUUUUGAGAAAAGUUCACCUCUCAUAUAGAGAGAGGAUCCAUCUCACCCCUUCAAAAUUUCUUUAGCUGCCUCAUGCUUUUCAAAAGGAAUGGGGCUAAGGAUGCUUUUAUGAGAAGGAUCUAUUGAGUGGGGAGAACGAAAGCAAAAAUGAGAAGAAAGACAAAAUGCCACAUUUCUUCUGCAGUGAUGAUGGCUUCUCCUCACUGAGGGACCGUUGUGUGCUGAGCUUCCACAGGCAUCCCCAGCAUGUCCUGACUUUUCCUCUCUUCCAAACUAGUUAAACAAUAGACAUAACUGUUACCGUUUCAGCCUCCUCUUUCCUCCAGAGUAACACUGAGAAUGGAGGAAAGGGAUUCCCUCAGCUUCCAGGAAGUGGUUCUUGCCUCUUUAGAAGCAUCUCCCUGGAGCAUUCAGGGUGUUCUUGUUAGGGAGGAGACUAUCCACAUCUUCCCCCCAAGUCAAGACCUCUACUAUAGAGGCAAACCGAGAGGGGGCAGAUGGAAGAAGAGUGGGGCUGGCCAAGAUUCAGAAUGUGUUAAGGGGAAAAUAGUGAGUGACUGGACGUGGCCAAGUGUGAGGUCAGGAAGCCUUGGCUUGAGCAGUGUAGAGGACUUAUUGAUUGCACUGUGUAUUAGCUUACAAUGCCACUGCCUAUUGUAAUGCUUUCCAAGAAAAACAAAAUAGAGGUAGUAGUGUGAUUGGUCUUUGAUAAUACCAACUUUCUAAAGAAGAUGGACGAACCUGCUGAAGCUAGAGCCAAGCCCUAGGGAGUGUGAUGGUAUGGUCAGAACUUUGGCUUCAAGGGAUAGCUGUUCCCCAAGUUCACUAGGUGAAUUGAUUUAUUAUUAUCAUAUUGAUAAUGUCUAAUUCUUCAGCCACUUGGGCAGUGAAGACCCCUGGAAGCCAUUUAAGCAGUGCCUCACUGUUGCAGCCCAGGGCCUGUCUUGGCUAAUACUCAUUUACUUAAUUGGGAAGGUUGGUAGUUCACUGCUAGCAUCUAUGACUUUUCUUCUCAUGUCUGCACAUGAGCAUAGGGCUGAUCUAUAAGAGAAGGUACUGCAACACCCUCCAUCAUAAACUAAUUAAAAACAACAUCUUUCUUUUUUUUGAUCCCCUGGAGAACUUUCCUCAUGUCACUAUCCCAUAGGAAAAAAAUGAGGGAAUUGCUGACAAUUCACUCACUGACAAGAGUUUUCCUUUUUGUCUUGCUUGUUGCCUUGGGCAGGCUGAGGCUAGGCCAAAGGAGAACAUUUGGCAGUAAGGGUUGUGGGAUGUGCAGCUUUGAUCAGAAUUAAGGUCCACUUGUACCAAAGAGCUGUUUUCUCAGAUUUUGGAACCUAUCUUUCUCUUAUUUUAAAUCAACUCUUUUGCUUCUUUUUCCCCCCAGAAAUGCUUUCAGGAACUGGGGAAACAAAAUCUACUAUAGAUCAUUCUCCAAUACAGGAGAACCAACAGAAAACCUUUAUUUUUCUUAACUCACAUUUAUAUUAAAAUGUGUAAAUAUCUCUCCUAAAGAAUUCUGACUUUCCAAAACUGUACUAAAUUCUUGGCCUUAGAGGAGAGUAUCAGUUUAGGGUCGAUGGCUUCCUGACAUAGGAGAGUUGUUCAGUGGUAUAAAAAUUAUUUGAAAUCACUUAAAAAUUUGAAACGUUUAAAAAUACAGCAUUUUAUUCUUUCUUGCAUACAUAUUAACUUAAGAACUUUCUUUCCCUUCUCCCAUAGCUGUCCCAAGAAAGUUCACAUUACAAUGUAAAAUGGCAAAGCCAGAUACAGCAAGGAGAAGGGACUUCCAAUAUUAUUGCAAUCAACUGAAAGCUGCCAUUAGCAAUAGACCUGCCUCAUAUGCUGAAAAUAUGUCUGUCAUGUAUUGGUGGAAAACUCAGUGACAUUUUAAUAUGCAUUUUCCCCUGGUUUUUAACUGUUGAAUGUGCAGUUUUAGAGCAAUUUGAUAGAUGUCGAAGGAUUAUACUCUUAUCUCUACCAUCUGCACCUCCACUUUUACUGCCUUUGUUGGCUAGCUCUAUUUUAAGAUCUGAAAUAGGGGAGGAUUGAGAUGGGGGAAGAAGAGAAAAAGUGGUAAGUCUAGUGUUUCACUCCCAGGGAAGGAGAGAACACAAAGUUAGGCUACGAUACUAUUCCCUACCACUUUUGAAGGAAGCAGCUUUCCCUUCUGUUACUAGGCCACAGGAUUAUUCCCAGCCUUUGCAGAGUUAGGAGCUGGACUGAGGUGAGAACAUUUGGAGAAGUUAACACUUGAAUGCCCAAUGCUGGCACAUUCUUCAAUCUUUAUUCACCUUCAGUCGGCCUUCCCUACAGUCUUUUCUUAAAUGAGCCACCUACUAACACAGUGGUCUCAAGAUGGCAAUUUGAAGAAGCGCUCUAUUAUUUCACUUAGCAGUACACAUUGCAUUGAGGGCAUGUAAAAGGGGAAAUCAAUUGAGUUGAGUUUAUUGUUCAUUCCUUUUUACAGUUCUACAAUUCCAUCACAGUGUUCUUUUAAAAAACUCAGGUGUUAUAAGGAAAAAAAACCCAAAAUAUAUUGUCAUGUGGACUGUGACCAUUUUAUUUGUAAGAUUCUAUAAAUAAAUUUAUAUUCUGUAA